AUGCGCUUGCUGAUUGUAAUAGCCGGUUUGAGCUUCCUCGUGCUCAUUCAAGCGGUUUCGCACUUUGCAGUAGCACGAACACACGGACACGACUGCAACGACGAGCACGAGCACGCCACAGCAAAUUGCCAGUAUAAUUUGCCACAGGCUGUGUCUGAUGUGCUGUUUGAGUCGACAGUCGACGAUGAAGUUGUGUUUGACAAUGUGGAGGCCGCGUUUGACAACGUUGAAGCGCUCGACGACGAUGAGGUAGAGUCUAACGACGAUGAGUUUGUUUCUGUAAGCACGCAACAAGCAAGUCAGUCUUGCGUACGAAACAACGAGUACCUUUUCGAUGCCUUCAUGUUACCUGAAGUGAUGGAAUGCUCCAAGGUGGCAGGCACCGGUGACGGUGUGGGAGACAACGGCGGCGUCGAUGUCACGAGAGUGGAGCUAGUGCUGAUUGAUAAACUGGACGAGUAG
Molecule: messenger RNA, 462 nt
Organism: Peronospora farinosa
Lineage: Eukaryota; Oomycota; Peronosporomycetes; Peronosporales; Peronosporaceae
Source: the annotation of a GenBank genome assembly